Messenger RNA from Paramecium primaurelia, 365 nucleotides. The record is from the annotation of a GenBank genome assembly. NCBI's taxonomy places the organism in Eukaryota, Ciliophora, Oligohymenophorea, Peniculida, Parameciidae.
UAAAUAGGAAAAUCUGGUUAUAAACAAAACGGGUAGGUUCUCCUAAUUGCAAUGCAGAUAAUUAAUAUAAAAAUACUAUGAGGCAUAUUGAAAAAAAAUAAUGAAAGAUUUUUCCCUUGGAUUACAAAUUUGAAAGAAGGUGAGAUCGAAUUGCAAGAAGAUCACAGUUAAUAAUAACAGGCAAAAGAGAAGAUCAUUUAAUCAAGAGAAUUUAUAGAAAGUCUGGAUGAAGGUUGUAUAUAAAUUGAUUCUUGGAAUUUCAAUCAAAUUAUUGAUUAAACUAUUAAUUAUAAUUAUUAGGUACAGGAGGUUUAGAAAGAAAAUGUGGAAGAAAGGAAAUAGGAUGUUAAGAGGAGGAUACUGAU